Molecule: messenger RNA, 1197 nt
Organism: Colletes gigas
Lineage: Eukaryota; Metazoa; Arthropoda; Insecta; Hymenoptera; Colletidae
Exons: 3
Coding region: 1-1197 (398 amino acids)
Source: RefSeq, a predicted model, not a curated record
AUGCCGCGGGAGGAUGCCGCCGAGAUACGCUCGAUAGAUCAGGAGUUAGAGGGAGAAGAUCGAGUCGGAUGGAACGAGAAGCAAACCCGCGAAGAGAAGGCAAAGAGGAACGGAGAAAGGGCCAAUGGGGAGAACCAAACCGACCUGUCUGAGUCAACCGGUCUAACCACAUGUUUGCCUGCAAGUCGCUAUGCAACCGGAUGGAGUUCGCUCAGAACCAAAACUCUACCUAAAAAACCGAAGACUAUUUACACCUGCUCCUCUUGCCAUUAUACAAGUAAUCGACAAUACAACGUAAAGCGCCACGAGGAGAGGAUCCAUUUGGAUUUGCACGUGUACAGAUGUUGCAAGAUGAUGUUUUUCACUAAAGGAGAUUAUUAUAUCCAUUGCGAGCAAUUGCAUCCGGAGAAAAGAAUGCACGCGGUCACGUCGCGAACCAAAUACAAGAUAACCACCGAAACGGUGGCAUCGAUCAAUCAGAAUUUCACCAAAGCUAUCGAUAAACUGAAUGAAAAUCCGUACAAUUUGCGAUCGAAGACAAACUUAGCGAGAAUAAUGCCUGCUAGCAAAGAUAUAGAAGUGAAGUCAAAUGUAAACCUAAAGUAUUCGAUUACUUACACCAGCAUCGACAUAGAGAAUAUACCGUUGAUAAAUUUACUCAGCAAUCACCGACGGAUAUCCUACCUGAAGAGAUCCUGCCCAUCGAAGUUGGCAAACAAAACUGACAACAUAUCGAAGAAGAAGGCGAAGCAGACUGUAAAGAUUGCUUUCUCGACCAAGGAAAGCAUGGAAAAGACGACGUCUGAAAAUGGCGUGGAAAACAUUCGCAAGAAAGUUUCCAAUUCCUCGUCCUUCUCGGUCGAAUUGCCGACGAAGAAACUUAUUUUAAAAAGAUUUAGGACAAGCUUGAUGGGUGAAUUCCAGUUGCCAAUGCAGGACCAAAAUAAUAAUAUAUGCAGCCAAAUGCAUUUCGUCGGUGAGCAGACGAAAGAAAUUGUUUCGAUGAAAGAAACUCAAUCGAAAAAUUCGAAUCGCUCGGCUAGGAAGAACAAAGAAAAUGUGCCGACGUUUAGGAUCAGUAUGGAAAAAGAAGAGUUACACAUUAAUGUCGAUAGUAGAAUAACUGCACCAAUGGCGGCUCAACUGCAGCGAGAUUAUUUAGCUCCGAUGGACUUUGAAAAGUACAAAAUAUUUUAA